UUGCAACCGGCGAAGUGUUCAAUUUAUAAUAUGCCAAGAAUUAUCUAUUUUGCGGUUUUUGCUCUAGGUUCAGUACAAGCUUCUGAACAAAAAUGUGAAGGUGUUACUAUUAACGGAGUUAUAUAUGAAAAAGAAACGCUUAAAACUGGUUUAGAUAGCCCUUAUCAAUUUAGCAUUAAUUACAAUACCAACAACAUAUUCUUUAGUUAUUCAACAAAUACCAAAGAUCAAAGAUUUCAGUUAGCCUAUAUAAAUCUUAAAACAAAAGAAUUUAAUACAAUAACAACUAUAACAGAUGGAUUUGCAUCGGCAGUUGACUUGGAAAAUAACAAAGUUUUUUUGGGCAGUAAAGGUGGAAUUUAUGACUUUGAUUUGAAGUCAAAAACCACAAGUCAUCUUGGUGCACGAAAUCAUAAUAUUUGGCAAAUGUUUUAUAAAGAUGAGUUUAUAUCUAGGCAUUCAGUUCAACAAUAUGCUAGCAGCUAUGGUAACAUGUCCAGAAAAGAAGAAACAGACAGGAAAGUAUUUAAAGAAAAUUAUGACAUGCAUGAAGAAGAAGAUUAG
This is a messenger RNA of Parnassius apollo (apollo), 564 nucleotides long. Lineage: Eukaryota; Metazoa; Arthropoda; Insecta; Lepidoptera; Papilionidae. The record is from the annotation of a GenBank genome assembly.